UUCCUCGUAAUAUGUCUAGUAUCCUUAUUUAUUGUAUCAUUGGUAUUCUUUUAUAAUGGGAGCGAGCGACCUAUAGUGAAGAAAAGAGCCAAAGUAGAGGACAUAGAAACUAGGAUAAAGAAAUUGGAGGAAAUGGUUGUGGAGCGGAUUAGGAAGAAGGUAGAGCGACCCAAGCCCAAGGCGGCGCGUAGAGUGAAUUAUCUGCGAGCUCCGGACGUUGGGAAGGCCGAGUCGAAAGAUACAGUGCUACCGGUGCUAGUGAUAGCGUGUGACCGCGUCACGGUCAAGCGGUGUCUGGACAACCUCAUCAAGUUCAGACCCAAGAAUGAGACGUUCCCAAUUAUAGUCAGUCAGGACUGCGGCCACAACGCCACAUACCAAGUGAUCAAAUCCUUCACCGUCGCCGACCCUUCCAUCACCGUAAUACGCCAACCGGACCUGUCUAGGAUUCCUCUCAAACGUAACAACAUCAAGUACGGGAGCUACUAUAAGAUAGCGCGGCAUUUCAAGUUCGCGCUCAACCAUGUGUUCAAGAUUUUGGGACACGAGGCUGUGAUUGUCGUUGAAGAUGAUCUGGACAUUUCGCCGGAUUUCUACGAGUACUUCCGAGGCACAUAUCCCCUCUUACUCAAGGAUUCUAGCAUAUGGUGCGUCUCAGCGUGGAACGACAACGGGAAAAAAGAGGUGGUGGACUUAUUGCAGCCCGAGCUCCUCCAUCGUACAGACUUCUUCCCCGGCCUCGGCUGGAUGCUGCGGGCGGACACCUGGGCCGAGUUCGAACCUAAUUGGCCUAAAGGGUUCUUCGACGCUUGGCUCCGUGACGCUGUGAACACGCGGGGCCGGGCCUGCAUCCGGCCGGAGAUAUCCAGGACUUAUACAUUUGGAAAGGCGGGCGUCAGUAAAGGCCUGUUCUAUGACAACUAUCUGCAAUACAUCGUUCUCAACUCGGAGUUUGUUGAAUUCACCAAAAGGGAUCUCAGUUAUUUAAUGAAGGAAAACUACGACAACAACUUUACAAAAUACGUGUAUUCCCUCCCUGAGACCACCGUGGAGGCAGUAAUGGCGGGCGCGGCGCCUGCCCCCUCUGUCCGCGUAACCUACUCCACCUUCGAUACCUUCAGCAAGGCGGCCAAGCGGCUCGGCCUCAUGGAUGACUUCUGGAGUGGAAUACCCCGGACGGGGUACCGAGGCGUAGUCCAAUGUACUGUAAAGGAUCAACGCGUGUACCUCGUGCCAGACGUCUUUUAUUUUUUAUAUCUUAUUCAUAAUAUGCUAUAA
Molecule: messenger RNA, 1278 nt
Organism: Cydia splendana
Lineage: Eukaryota; Metazoa; Arthropoda; Insecta; Lepidoptera; Tortricidae
Product: alpha-1,3-mannosyl-glycoprotein 2-beta-N-acetylglucosaminyltransferase-like
Exons: 9
Coding region: 133-1278 (381 amino acids)
Biological process (GO): protein N-linked glycosylation
Cellular component (GO): Golgi apparatus
Molecular function (GO): alpha-1,3-mannosylglycoprotein 2-beta-N-acetylglucosaminyltransferase activity
Source: RefSeq, a predicted model, not a curated record